Molecule: messenger RNA, 1920 nt
Organism: Cephus cinctus (wheat stem sawfly)
Lineage: Eukaryota; Metazoa; Arthropoda; Insecta; Hymenoptera; Cephidae
Product: voltage-dependent anion-selective channel protein 2
Exons: 4
Coding region: 917-1780 (287 amino acids)
Biological process (GO): monoatomic anion transmembrane transport
Cellular component (GO): mitochondrial outer membrane
Molecular function (GO): voltage-gated monoatomic anion channel activity
Source: RefSeq, a predicted model, not a curated record
CAUACAAGUGCAUGAUAAAUUGUCGAUUUCGACAUCUACUUGAUAAAUUGCAGUUGUUCAAAAACUAAAGUUAUUGUUAUUCGUACUUGUUAUUCGAAUCUUUAUGCCAGGCCUGGCCACGCGCUUUGUUCCCUUUGAACGCGCUGCAACGUAGUAUGAUCUCAUACUCUAAUCGAUACGCCUGCGCACGUGUCGACUUUUUAUUUUUUUUUUUUUUAUUGUUAAUACUUAUUAAUAACUUGUUAUAUGACUGUAAGUGAUAUAAAAUAUAUUAAAAAUUACUGUUAAACAAAUUUCUUUGCGCAUUAGUUAUUUUUUCACAAUGCAGUCAUUUUGACUGCUUUCAGGCAAUAUAGGUAUAUACUAAGCUCCCGUCUUUCUAAUGUUAAAAUUUACCUCCACGAGCACUAUACCUGCCAUCAUUUUAUUGUUAUCUUUAUCUUCGUCUUAUUAAAUAAACAGACUACCCUCUCUACUCUACAACUUCUCUGACCUAUACUACCCCCUUCAACCCUUGCACUAUAUGGAACAAUACACCACGUAGAUCAACAUCCACGAUGAACAAAGAUCGCUCGAAGAGAAGCUGUCGGAUGAACUACCCGCUUACGUAAUACCACCUGUCAGUCACUCGAUAUCGAUCGACCGACCAUCCUCCAUUUGUUUCGCGGCCAAAUUCAGAGCGUUAAAUUAACCGUGAAAACUAAUCUCGCGACCGACGUAAAACCGAAUGACUAUAGAAGAAUAAAACAUUUUUAUCCGACACAAGGACCAGUGUCAACUUCAAAGAUAUAUUUGGAUAUGUCGCUACUGUAUUGAUUAACAAUAUUAAUUGAUAGCAGUGUAAAAUUAUCUAUUGGAUGCAAGAAUAGAAUCGAUCUGUGAUUUUGUCCCGACGAUUGAACCAGGGCGUAUCGCAAUGACAACACCACCCUUUACCGACAUUGGUAAGAGUGCCAGGGACGUUAUCAGAACGGGUUAUCACUACGGCAAGUCUCUCAUGAGAUUUGGGGUAAAAACGAAAAAUAAUGGAAAUCUUAACGUGGGAAGUGAAUACGUAAUGAAUUUCGACGAAAGUAAAUCUAGUGGUCAUACAAUAUCCAGCUACAAGGUACCAAAUUAUUGUGUAUUGCGUCAAAAAUGGUCCAAGGACGGUACACUCGCUGCUGAGUAUGACGUGGAAAAAACGAUUCUUAACGGUAUGGCCAUUGUGUUGGGCGUCAAUUACAAUCCGGAAAGUUCCAACGGUAGUGUCAAUGUGUCGAGCAGUUACGCGAAGAACCAAAUUCACACGAAUUGCGGAUAUAGUCAUACUUUCGACAAGAUCUCCACGAUAUCCGGUAGCAUUGUUUACGCGUGGAAAGACAUUCUGAUUGGUUAUCAGGCCCAGUACGAUUCGUCUAAAAACAAAAUGACCAAAAAUGAUCUGGCAUUGGAAUUUGGCAGUGACGAUAUUCGACUUCAUGCGAGGUGCAACAACAUACCGUAUGAAUGUGGAUUGUCCAUAUAUUGCAAAGUCAACGACCAAUGGGAAGCAGUCUUGGAUGGAGUCAGUGCCAAAAAUGACAGCGUCAAUUUAUGGACACUUGGAAUUGGUGCAAAAUACAUACUCCAAGAGAAUUCUACAGUGCGAUGCAAAUUCAACAAGGAUCUGCAGCUUGGUACGAGUCUACGACAGCAGCUGUACGAAGGAAUUGCAUUGACGCUUUCGUUCAACGUCGAUCUGAAGAAGAUAAAAACGGGAGGACACAAGGUGGGUCUCUCGCUGGAUCUUGAGGCCUAAACCAGAUGAAUUCUUCGAAGACCUGAAGGUAUGCAUGCUCGACAAAGUCAACGGUGAGACCUCGAAGCAUUGUCACGUUAUUUAUAGAAAAAAAAAAAUGAAAAAAAAGAAAAUACAUUUGGCUUCAGAACAAAGAAACG